This is a messenger RNA of Clunio marinus, 300 nucleotides long. The record is from the annotation of a GenBank genome assembly. Lineage: Eukaryota; Metazoa; Arthropoda; Insecta; Diptera; Chironomidae.
AUGAGUUUUUAUUUUUGGUUCUUCUUUUUUCUUGUGCCAUUAUUCUUAGUCAUAAUUUUGUUUGGAGCAAAUAGACGAAGACAAAGAUUGAAUGGUCGCGUAAUUCAACCGAUAGCUAAUCCUGUAGUUUAUACUGUGCCUACUGCAGUAUAUGUACAGCCGGUACAUAAUAACUUUCCUAAUACAAGACACGUCGCACCUUCUACUUUAAUGGUAGAACAAAGGCUAAAUCAACAUUAUCAUAAUCAACAACAACCACCCCCGCCAUACAACACUUCAAAUCCAACACAACGAUAUUGA